UUAUUUACAAAAUUACAAGAAGAAAAGUAAAAACAAAACAAAUCGCAACGACAAUGAGCGACGACUUUGACUCGCGCUUAAUUAGGUUGAUACGGGGUAACCCCAAGCUCUUUGAGCGAGAAAUCCGCAGCACACCAUACGCAGUGAAGAGAAAGGACAAGGAGGAGCUGUGGCGCGCCAUUGCGACAUCCCUGCAAACGGAUGUCAAAACAUGCACAACCCGUUGGGAGCACCUUAAAUCGAAACUGCACCAGGAGUUGGCCAAAGAGGCGCAGGGUGUGGGCUCCACCUGGAGCCUGCUGCCCAAAAUGAAAUUCCUAAAGCCAGGUGGGGUGGCUGUGAGAAGUCCACACCCCUCGGAUGCGCUUAUUGAGGAGGUACACGACGAAGAGGACACGCUGCAAGAGGCAAUGGAUGAACAGUGCACAGGAGGGGCUGUGGCAAGUGUUAGUGCCCAAGUACCCACAUCCCCAACCCCCGCUUUAACACCAGCAGAUACCAUGAAACGUGUGGGGGUCCUGCUAGAAGGGUUGGGCGAGGAAGAUUGCGUUAAGGCGGGAAAAAGAAUCAUUGCGUAUUUGUGCAAAUGCAAUUUGCGCGCUUUAGAGUGUAAGCCCAUCGAUGAUUUAGUUAUUUAAUUAGGAAAGGGAAACCCUCAACGAACUGAAUAGCUUUAGAUUUUGAUUCUGUAUUUAACCUCUGCUCUGCGUUGGGUGGGUGCUGGGGGCACACACAAAAAUCGAAUUCAACCACGCCAAAAACUCCAGUCCUACUACUAUGACGCAGUUCAGUUUUGUGGAGCUGGUCAAAGAGUGCGCGCGCAAGCAAUAACAUGUCCAAUGGUCCCCCAAUGUCUGGAUCAGUGUACGUUGGGUGGAGGGGACAGUAGGGGGUAUGCGCGACGACGCCAAAACAAGAAUUUAGUUUAUUAAUUUGAUGACUUCGCGAGCGCAGACCAUGCAAUAUUAGCGAAAACAAAAAAAAACCAAAACGAACGAAGGCGCGUCGUCGUCCUAGUCCUCCUGCACCCUUAAACUACUCUACCGUGUCCCCUCCCCAGCCCCUGCACACACCUUUGACAAAGGCCACCACUACUACUACGAACUACUCCUCUCCCUUAUGGAAGCCAGGGCACCGACGCCGCCCUCCAUCGCCAUCUCCUCCACCUCCCCUCGCACAUUCGGUAUUAACACCAAAUUAUCGAUUGAUUUCAGUCACAAGCACAAACAAAAAUCGAUAAGCUGCCACUCAAAAUCCACAAAUUGUACAGUUAAGUUUUAUGUUAAUUUACAACCAUUUGCCUGUGGCUUGCAAUUUAUUGUGUCAAUUUUAUGUUUAGUUUAAAUGUUCAAAUAAAUGCGACUUUUAAAA
Messenger RNA from Drosophila guanche, 1371 nucleotides. RefSeq lists its product as uncharacterized. Bases 54 to 638 code for a protein of 194 amino acids. Lineage: Eukaryota; Metazoa; Arthropoda; Insecta; Diptera; Drosophilidae. Gene Ontology annotation, biological process: regulation of transcription by RNA polymerase II. The record is from RefSeq and is a predicted model, not a curated record. Gene Ontology annotation, cellular component: nucleus; transcription regulator complex. The transcript has 2 exons.